UCGCAUGGUGCAUGUAGCUUUUUCUGCCAUUCUUCCUCGGCGGCAAAAUCAGUACAGCUCAUGGGAAGCUCAGUCCUCAUGGUUGCAUGACCUGAAUGAUAACUACAAAAAGAUUAACACUGCCCUGAUGCAGUACUGCCACGAGUGCGGCUACACAUUCCUGGGUGCUCUCGUGGACAACUGGCCCAGUUGCCUGAGCAAAGAUGGUGUCCACCCGAGCCGCUUUGAUAACAAGGUGCUGGCAGCAUUCCUGUACCAGGGGGCCUGCACCCUGUCCAUCCAUCUGGAGAGAAGCCGCAUCCAGCAGUCCUACAAGGAGACCCAGGCACCUUCUUCAUGGACCAGUUGGACUCGGCAGGACAGCAUCCCUGCCAUCUCCGAGGCUGACUUUCCCCCGCUUGGUUUGCAUAUUUUAAUUUCUUCGCAAGCAGCAAGUGGACCUUCCACAGCACCAGCUCCUGUCUGGAAAGCCAGCACUGCUCCCUUGCAUAGGCACGGCACCAACCAGCCUACCAGAACCCUUCAAGGUGCUCGAUUUUCGCUUGUUGGCGGUGUCCGUGUCCGUUGCAAGGGAAGCAAAGCUUGGUGCACCUGGGACAGCCUGCCUUCCCCCACUUUCCAUGGCACAAGUGUACCAAGUAGGGGAAAAGCCGAGGGGAGGUCUGCUGAGCCAAUGAUCCCCGGUCGAGGUGCAAGCACCACUUGUGCCUGGAAAACUAGGAGAGCCACACAAAAGCAUGAGAGUGCUCCUGCUGUGUGCUCACCUGUGGGGAAAGGAGAGGCCAGUGCUCAAGAAGCAGCUGUGCCAGAGGCUGUAUUCCACUGUGGCGAGAGGGAGUGGAAACUGGUAGUAUAG
Messenger RNA from Dermacentor andersoni, 856 nucleotides. The record is from RefSeq and is a predicted model, not a curated record. Lineage: Eukaryota; Metazoa; Arthropoda; Arachnida; Ixodida; Ixodidae.